CGUAUAUACCACGGAUGAGUGAAACAGAGCGAUGUGUUAGGAAAACUAUUUAUUUAGUAUCAAUGGCGAUGGUGGCUUGUUAUCCUGGUCACGGUUCACAUUACGUGAAACACGUGGAUAAUCCUAAUCGAGAUGGACGAUGCAUCACAGCUAUAUAUUAUCUUAAUCAAAAUUGGGAUAUCAAGAAAAACGGUGGUCUCUUGAGGAUAUUUCCAGAAGGCUGGCGUGAUCAAGUAGCAGAUAUUGAACCUCUUUUUGACAGAAUAUUGUUCUUCUGGUCAGACAGGAGAAAUCCGCAUGAGGUUCAGCCAGCAUAUAAAACAAGAUAUGCAAUCACUCUAUGGUAUUUUGAUGCAGAAGAAAGAAAUCAAGCUUGUCGAAGAUAUCAAAAAGAAAAAGAAUUACAUGUGAAGAAUGAAAGUUCGUGAGACAUGGAGUCUGAAGGACCAUUACACCGUCCGUCGACUGAAAUUGUAACUCUAUUAGUUAAAGUUAUACACUUGUACAUAGUUAUACGAAGAAAGCACUGGUAUAAACUAUUAUGUAUUAUUCUGUAUUAUGAUAUAGUUGAGAUUGUAGGAGGUACGGACAUCGGAGUAUAUAAAAAUUUAAGGAUGUGCAAUAAAUAUAUAAGCGCGUUCUUUUUUUAUAUGAUGGCAUUGUAAUAUAUUUCGAUGAGUAAAUGCGCGUAGCCUUUAAAGUUCAUUAUUAUACAUAUUAAUCAUUAAUCUCUGUUUUUUCUAACACUCUAAUGCUCACACUGUAAUCGAACGUUUGUAAAAGUUUAGCAUUCGCUUGCCAUGAUUGUAAGUUUGUUCGUUAUAUCAAUACGAUACUUAGCUUCAAUAUUUGAAGCAUUAAAAUUUUUUGCAGCAUUCGUAAUUCGUAUACGACUGCUAAAGUUAUAUAGUGUACAGAAAGGACGAAAGAGCAUAAAAUGUAUGUGUAGGAUGAGAGUGAAAGUUUGUAUGCUAAAGAAAGAGAUUGAUUUAAAUAAUGAAAUUAAUGUUUCUAUCUUAAAAUUUUCUAAACAAAAAUUCUGUCUUAUUAUUAAUUACAUAUGUUCCCUUUAACUUCUGUAUAGCUGAUAUUGUUAAUAACAAUUCAGCUUGUUAUUAAUAUGAAAUUGUAAUAUUUGUGAAUCGUACUAUUACGUUUUAUUAUUGCAUCUCAUAUAUUACGCGUUGUUCUAUAAAGUUAUAAUCCUUAUAUUGAUGUUUGAUUAAACGGCCAGUAAUUGACUUAUGCUUCCAGCGCAGUGAAUUGAGAUAUGCCGGGGCCCAGUCUGUACCUGUAAUAUUGUUAUGUACAUUGCGAAGAGGUAGAAACACAUGUGUUUAAUAUUGUAUGUAUCUAUUUAUAUAAAUCGAUAAGAAAAAAAAAAAACAUGAAAAAAAUGAAA
This is a messenger RNA of Apis laboriosa (Himalayan honeybee), 1402 nucleotides long. RefSeq names its product prolyl hydroxylase EGLN3-like. Lineage: Eukaryota; Metazoa; Arthropoda; Insecta; Hymenoptera; Apidae. Gene Ontology annotation, molecular function: L-ascorbic acid binding; peptidyl-proline 4-dioxygenase activity; ferrous iron binding. The record is from RefSeq and is a predicted model, not a curated record. The coding region runs from base 15 to 428 and encodes 137 amino acids. The transcript is spliced from 4 exons. Gene Ontology annotation, biological process: cellular response to hypoxia; peptidyl-proline hydroxylation to 4-hydroxy-L-proline. Gene Ontology annotation, cellular component: nucleus; cytoplasm.